Molecule: messenger RNA, 2010 nt
Organism: Cladocopium goreaui
Lineage: Eukaryota; Dinophyceae; Suessiales; Symbiodiniaceae
Source: the annotation of a GenBank genome assembly
AUGCGUAGAGAUCAAGUGAGUUUUCAGCGAAUCACCGUACUAUUCCCAUGUGUGGUGUUUUCAUUCGUUGCAUGUGUUCUUUCCGCUGCUCCACCAAUUGCUGACGAUGAAGCACGACCGCAUUUGGACUGGACCGAUGCUGCUGAGGUGGUGGGAAGAACCUCAUACGUCAGCGGACGCAUCGUCCGAGUGGGGCAUGCCCGGACUAUUCACUUCCUCAACUUUCACCCGGAACGACGUGACGUCUUCAAGGUGGUCAUUUUCGACGACUACAUGAAGAACUUCCCGGGCCCGCUGGAGGAAAUGUACGAAGGCAAGAACGUUCGUGUGCGGGGGGUAGUAUCCACGUUCGGGGGUAGCCCUCAGAUUCAGGUGACGCACCCCGAUCAGAUCGAAGUACUGGACGAAUUGCCAGAGACUAACUUCGAGCAGCCGAAAGCCCCAGUCGCCGGCCAACCGCUGACAUUGGCGACCUUCAACAUUCGGAACCUAUUUGACGACGAAGAUUCACCCUACCACAACGAUGGUUCGACCAGACCGAAGCCGCGUGAGGAGAUGGAGGAUCUGGCGAAGAUGAUCCAUGAACUCAAUGCAGACAUCCUCGCCCUGCAGGAGGUGGAGAGUCGUGGCUAUUUGGAGCGCUUUCUCGAGGUUUUCUGUAGCGACCUGGGCUAUCAGCACGUGGUGCAUUUCGAAGGGAACGAUCUGCGUGGGAUCGACGUCGCGUUGCUUUCUCGUGUUCCUGUUGGGGCGGUCACUUCCCAUCGCCACUUGCGAUUCCCAGGAAGCGACGACUCAAUUCAGCGAUUUCGUCGCGAUUUGUUGACGGUUGAGCUGAUGCCCGAAGGUGCGGCCCCCUUUGAAGUAUGGGUUGUGCACCUGAAGAGCAAUUCAGACGGUCGGCCUCGCGCUGAACCCAUUCGAUUGGCCGAAUGCCGCAAGAUUCGAGAGUUGCUUGAUCAGCGGUUACAUGAAGACCCUUCCGCCAAGAUCGUCAUAUGUGGUGAUUUCAACGACACCGAAACGAGCGAUACCGUAAAGACGAUUGCCGGGGCAGGGGAGUAUGCUCUCAGUUCGGCAUGGGAAGAGGUGCCAAAAGACCAUCGCAUCUCGUACAACAUGGAGCCCUAUCGCACGUUGAUUGACUUCAUCUACUGGUCGCCGGCAAUGCGUGACAACUAUGUGCCGGGCAGUUAUCGAGUACUUCAUGAAGGAAUGGUCAACACGAUCGGUUCGGACCAUAACCCUGUUGUUGCUCGCUUCAAUAUGGGCAAGGCAUCGGUGGCUAAAGACUUCAACUCAUUGUCGGAUGGUUCGACUCAAACCUUCGACCAGGUCACCUCGGGAAGCCAAUUGACCAACGCUAGUUCGAAAAACACGAACGCCACUUUGGGAAUGACUUUUGUCACGACUUGGAACGACACCCGCGGCGAGACAGUGGGCCCAGUAACGCAAACUAGCGAUUCAAACGACUUCAUUGGUGUGAAUUCGUUUGCCGGCUCCAACUCUCCCGACGUGUCUCCCAAUGGAACCAGCGUUGCCAGCGGUAGCGAACACAACUACGAGUUCAACGACGGCGAUGGCCGGCUCGACCUGGCUUUCGAUGCGAUCGACGUGAGCGGAUACACGAACGUGUCGCUGUCUCUGAACUACUGGAUUACGGAUACCGGCUUCGAAAGCGAUGACGCUUUUGUAGUCACCCUUGGUGACGGGCUCACGACUCUCCCCCUGCUGACCUUCGGUGAGACCGAGCUUGAAGGCAAUGUUUCGGCCGACAACGGUACCGCCAACUGGAAGUCGAUGCUGGUCGAUGUUUCGGCUCUUGGACUGGGCGACAACCUCUCCCUCACCAUCAGCGUCGACACGAACUCCGGCAGCGAAAAUAUCUACGUCGACGACGUUGUUUUCACCGGUGUGGCUGUGCCCGAGCCUUCCAGCGUAGUGCUCCUGUCGAUGGGUGCUCUCGGAUUGAUCUUCGGUGCCGUUCGUCGUCGCCGUGCCCGCAGUUAG